AUGUCCGAGCCUGUCCUUAUCGUCUCCGAGCACGCGCCCCAAACAUCCCCAGCCCACCCUUCAGAAAUCGCCCCUGCCGCACCAGCUGACGCAAACACCGAGCCCGAGUUUGCCCCAAUCAUCCCGCUGAACAAGGUGUUGAUUACGAAUACGGAUGAGCUCGGGAUCUUCGACCAAUCCCGUAUCCUUGCCUAUUUCAAGCGCCUCAACUCUUUCUCUCAUCUCUACACAAAGGACGAGGUCACGGUGGAGCUCCUUGAGUCCAUCGAGCGCGAGCUGCUUUCCCACGACGAGGUAUCCACCUACUGUCGCCUUUACCACGACGAGCCCGACUCACCCGUCACCCUUGAGCAGUUCGCCGCCACCCUCGAGCACUAUAACCCCGAGAACUUUGUUGGGCAGAUCAUGCCCCGAGUGGAAAACACACGCUUCUACACGGUCGUCAAAACCUUCAUUGAGUGGUCUCACAAGAUUGGCAAAACAAAGAGUGUCCCCGACUUCAUCGCCUCCGCCCACUGGAAGGGGGCCCUCGACACAAGCGACUUUGUCGUGAGUCAGAUCAUCCAGAUCCUUCACCAGUCCCCCUUCGGAACGGACACACCAGUAAAACGCUCGCAACUCCCGACCCACGUGUACGAGUUCCUUAACCGGGUCUGGAAGUUUAUCGCUCAUCAACAAGCAACUACGGAGGCGCAGGUCUCUGACGCCACCAUGACUUGUUAG
Molecule: messenger RNA, 723 nt
Organism: Polychytrium aggregatum
Lineage: Eukaryota; Fungi; Chytridiomycota; Chytridiomycetes; Polychytriales
Exons: 1
Coding region: 1-723 (240 amino acids)
Source: RefSeq, a predicted model, not a curated record